Messenger RNA from Racocetra persica, 194 nucleotides. Lineage: Eukaryota; Fungi; Glomeromycota; Glomeromycetes; Diversisporales; Gigasporaceae. The record is from the annotation of a GenBank genome assembly.
GCUGUCCACCCAAUGAUUCAUCACCCACAUCAACUUUGGCUAUUGAUUGUUGGUGCCAUCUUUCAUACCAACAUGUCACAAGUAUUUAUCCACAAAAACGUAUUUAUGUCCCUGACACGCCUUUUUGGAAAGCCGCCGUCAUUGCUAUUUGUUCAAUUACACUCGCACUUUUAACUAUGCGUUUUGGUGUAUAA